AUGUGUGUUGUUCUGGGUUGGGUUGUCUCAGUGAACGAAGAGGACUUGCCCAGUGAUGAAAAACUACCUAUCGUCUCCAACCACAUUUCUCUUUUUGAUCAUCUGAUCAUUUAUCUUACAUCGGAUUGCGUCACACUGGAAAUCCCGAUCAAUUGGGUUUCGGAACUUGUAUGGCAAUUGUUCACUCCGUUCACCCACUAUACGGUGACCUACUUGGAGCCCAUGAGCCGGUUGGCUGAUGAGAAUGGUGCUGAAUUUGCAGAACGUGUUCGGAAUGCAAUAGCUCAUCAACUGGGUAUACCGACCAGUCCAAUGACAGAGACAAGUGAGCAACCCGAGGUGAGAGUCUAUUGA
Messenger RNA from Echinostoma caproni, 354 nucleotides. The record is from the annotation of a GenBank genome assembly. Lineage: Eukaryota; Metazoa; Platyhelminthes; Trematoda; Plagiorchiida; Echinostomatidae.